GCCGCACGGCCUGGGUAGUCAGUGACUGCAACCCAGCGCAAUUCAACCCCCACAAGACGCUUUCACCAAGACCGGCGUGUGCCUAUGCCUUUGCGAAGUCGUCGCCCGCCUUCUGCACAUGACAUUUCUCUUUGCCCGUGACCAAUGCUGCUAGCACCGGGCGCUCCGUACUGGGUUGGUACCAGCAGAAGCCCCGGAAGAAUCGAGUCGGAGUCGGGGUGCAGCAGGCGUGGCACCGCGCAGCGAGCGUGUUCGGGGGCUGUCUCGUGGGUGUCGGAGAGGGUGAGGCCUGGGCGGGGGAGCAGGUGUCAGCGACGGAUAAUGGUCUUCUGCGCGGAAGGAGCUAGAAGCAACCAAGCAAGGGCGGCUCUGUCAACGUGUUGUCCGCAGCGCCGGCGGGCAGUUGCGCAGGAAUGCAACUCGAUCCGCACCGACGGCGGCCAACGGCGGCGAAACAGAGGCACAUCCGCCCCCGCAGAGCAGGGCAACUCACUCACGCUAUGGCAGGGCGUCUGCCUUGAGGACGGCACAGCCAGACGUGUCGUCGGGUUGGGCGAGGUGCGGUGGCCCCGGGCGCACAACGGCGGGUCGUUCAGCGUGGUACAGCGUGGAAGGGGCGCAGCAGGUGCGAUGCGCUGCUCGGGCCGGCGUCGACGUCAACCCGCAACGCAGCGCUGUCGUUGCGAGGGUGGAGAGCGGGCGGGCGAGGAUGAUUGAUGAUUGUGUGCAGCGGGACUGGCGCGCAGCUCAGAAGAUGACGAGGUGCCAGGCUAGUAUUGAGGCGGCACACCAAGCAGGCGUUGGCAGGCGCUAUGGAUGG
Molecule: messenger RNA, 820 nt
Organism: Trematosphaeria pertusa
Lineage: Eukaryota; Fungi; Ascomycota; Dothideomycetes; Pleosporales; Trematosphaeriaceae
Exons: 1
Coding region: 145-717 (190 amino acids)
Source: RefSeq, a predicted model, not a curated record